AUGGGAGUCCUAGCCAUCCCCGCCGCCGAGCUGCUCCCUGAGCUCACCAACUCCGACAUGGACGGCACCCCUCUCGCCAUCCGUGACGACAAGGACUGGCUCAUCGUCGAUGCCACCACCGGCAACUGGUCCGCUUUCUGCAUCAAGGACUUCGACCCUACGGCCGGUAACGGCAAGAAAGCCGUGACCACCGAAAUCUCCGUCGGCAUCGAGUACCUUCGCGGCGUCCCCGGCCAGCCGCUCGAGCUGCACCGCGGCUGCGGCCAGGUCAGCUGCAGUUGGAACAGCGCCAUAUACUGGUGCAACGAAGAGAAGGACCACGGGUUGCGGCUGAAGCAGUACGGCGAUAUCGCGGAUGGCGCCAAGGCGGUCAUUGAUAAGUGUGCAAAGGGCGCGGGCGUUGUAGGCAAGGCGGUUACUGGCUGGGAUUUUGUCAUUCCUGUCGGUGGAAAGGCAGAGGGAGAGGGAAAGAGCUUUGAUCCACAGGGAAAGAGCUGGAGUGUUGUUGUUGUGGGCGGGAAGUGCUGA
Molecule: messenger RNA, 528 nt
Organism: Sordaria macrospora k-hell
Lineage: Eukaryota; Fungi; Ascomycota; Sordariomycetes; Sordariales; Sordariaceae
Source: RefSeq, a predicted model, not a curated record